Messenger RNA from Halichondria panicea, 2873 nucleotides. RefSeq names its product transcription factor RFX4-like. Gene Ontology annotation, molecular function: DNA-binding transcription factor activity, RNA polymerase II-specific; RNA polymerase II cis-regulatory region sequence-specific DNA binding. Gene Ontology annotation, biological process: regulation of transcription by RNA polymerase II. Bases 255 to 2696 code for a protein of 813 amino acids. The record is from RefSeq and is a predicted model, not a curated record. Lineage: Eukaryota; Metazoa; Porifera; Demospongiae; Suberitida; Halichondriidae. The transcript has 14 exons.
AUUAUAGUUCACAUUCCAUAAGUUUUACUGUAGUUGCUGUGUUACCGUCCCUUUGAAUGGCUUUUGCCGUAAUGGAAAGCGGUUAUAUAGUGUUCUAGAGCAGCUAUAAAGAGCCAAAGACAUUUGCUAAACCCUCAACGACUCGCCUAAGGCUAGCUGGAACUAGCUUCCUGGAAUCAGACAGCCUUAUGUGAUACACUUGUCUUGAAGACUUGUCUACUGCCUUUAGAGUGAAUUGUACAUACCAGACACUGAUGGCUUGCUACCCAGGGCAACCGACCCUAGCCCUACAAGUGCCCAGUGUGAUGGCUGAGGGACAGUUGGAGCCAGAGCACCUUGAGGAGUACACAUUCAACUCCAACUUGCGACCUCAGUCCACUCAGUCCAUAGCAAAGUGGUUGGAUGACAACUACCAUUACGAGGAUGGUAUUUGUUUGCCCCGCUCCACCAUCUACGAUCACUACGUGGACCACUGUACGAGGGACAAGUUACAACCUGUCAAUGCAGCAAGUUUUGGCAAGAUCAUCCGGCAGCAGUACCCCAGCCUCACCACCCGGAGAUUGGGCACUAGGGGACAAUCAAAAUAUCAUUACUUUGGACUGGGCAUCAAACCGACGUCCCGCUACUAUACUGCAGACUAUCUGGAGAAACAGCACGGACAGGGGACCACACGGAAAGAAACAGAAGGCAAAAAGACGCAUGCGUACUAUGCAACUAAAGAGAAGCCAAGUGCUGUCCUGCCAUCCUUCCCCAAUGUUAACAGAAUGGAGCUCCCCGCCUCCCUCUCCAGAGAUAAAUUGCAUACCUUCAUGGUCAUGUACCGUGCUCAUUGUCAGAGGAUACUGGACAGUGUGGUCAGAGCCACCUUUAAUGAGGUCCAGAACUUCCUGUACCACUUUUGGCAGGGCAUGCCCUCUCAUCUACACCCCAUCCUGGCCACGGACAUCGUCACUGACCUCAUUGCAGUCUGUGACACCAUUCUCUACAAGGCCAUCUCUAAUGUCUACAUCACAACACCACUGCAGUCCAUCCCGGAAAAUGUUGCUCAGGAGGUCCACCAUUUUUCGGGUAACCUGAGGGAAUCACUGGAGGCCGCACUCAAAGGGCUACCAGACUCACUCAAGGAAGUCAAGUAUCAGAUUGCUGCAGUGUUCAAGAAGAGCCUACAGAGACAGCACUCUCUAAUGCACCUGGCAGAUGCCACCCGUAAUGCUCUCCAUGGUGAUGACCCCCUGGACCAGUUGGCCGAGGACUUUGCUGCUUUAGACAUUGAGAACAUUCUGACUCAAACUCUCUUUGCAGUACAGCCUCUCAGUCUGUCUGAUCGAUGUGCCCUCAUGGUGCCUGAGUUUCUGGAAGAGUUCAGUGGUGUGCUGUCAGAACAGAAGACCAGUGUGGAGGACUUUAUUGUCUGGGUGGAGAAGGUGGUCGACCAUUGCAUCAGCAAAGAAGAGAGUGCUGCGAGACGGAGGGAGCUCAGUCGAACGUUUCUCUUCACCUGGAAGUUCUUCACCUCCAAGAUAGUUAGGGAGCUCACACUGAUGAGUGCACCCAGCUUUGGGACGUUUCAUCUGAUCCACACGCUGAUAGAGGACUAUAUAGUACACACACUGGAGUCACUCAUGGAAGCAGAAAAGGAGAACGAGUUCACUCAAAGGAUACAAAUGCUACAGUUAGAUACUCCCGCGCCUGAGGUGAGUGGGAACAAUACAAAGAGCACCUCCCUCCAGCCAUCUUCGAGCUCAGACAUCCCCCUCAUAGCUGAACCACCUUCACCCUUCAACUUCACUCCCAAUCUAACUUCGCAUUCAAGAAGAAGCAGUGUGGAUAUCACUACCACCCCUGAGCAAUCGUUUGUCAACAUUCUCUCACCGACUCUCGAGCCUAUGCAGACUGAAAGCAUUCUACAACGAUCUUCCAACACGUCUUUGUCUAGUUUACAACAAACGGGGAGAGGGGAUGCACAGGCUGAGACUAACACACUUCAGGGGCUGAUAACCUCUCAUGGAAUUGGUGCUUAUAGUAUGCCUACUUCACAAGGAGGCUUGAUUCAAAGACGAUUGCAUCAGGGUAUGUCUAACAACUCAACCACUGCGGCUAGCUCUGCUGUGCAGAUUCAAGAAAUUCACUCGACUACUUCAAUGGGAUUCACUAGAAACCAAGAUCAUUCGCUACCACUGAAUUUUGUACAGUCACAUGGCCACCCGGCAAACAUUGGUACUUUUACUUUACCUCCACUCACACUCCCACCGCACCUACAGACAGAGCACUCCCUCGCAUUUGACUCUGCACCACAUAGUAUGAAUGGCUUGCUUGGUGAAUCUUCAAAUCAACUAAGAAAUCUCCACGUGCUAAAUGCUUCCCAAAAAAAUUCGGUAUCGUCCUCCCACAGUGAACCAAGAACUUCCAACCACCCUGGAGUUGUACCACCAAUGCCAGUAUCUCUAGCACACAUGGCUGCCUCUGGAAACCUACCUGGUGGGAUACCGAAUCCAUCAAGUUUACCACUCUUUCCAGGGAUGCCCAGUAUGUACCCUUAUCCGUAUCCAACGUCCCUGCCGUCACUUCCGUCGCACAUACCUAGCAGUAAUAUGCCCCCCUUUCCCCCUCAAGGCCUGGUGUCGAGGUAUCCAGCUCCAUACGUCACGCCGCCACUCUAUGGGAACUCACAACCGCCAAUCAUGAAUAGAAGAUGAGAACGAUGAUGAUGUUUCAAUUUUUUUUUGUAUUUUUCCAAAUUUGAAUAGCUUGUUUUCUUAUACUAUUACUAGUUCACAUGCACAGACUAUUGAGCUAUAUAACGUGGCAAAAUGUUGAUCAUUUGCUUUGAGUUGUUCAAAAACAUUCUGAUUCCAAAAAAUUGUUGGGAAUAA